UAAUACACAACAAACAAACAAACAAAAACAAAGAAAAAAUAUCCAUCAUGACAAGGAAGAAAGUGAAACUUGCUUUCAUUGCCAACGAUUCUUCCAGAAAAGCAACCUUUAAAAAGAGAAAGAAAGGUUUGAUCAAGAAAGUGAACGAGCUUUCAACACUAUGUGGUAUCAACGCAUGUGCCAUCAUCUACAGCCCCUACGACACCAAUCCUGAGGUAUGGCCCUCAAACUCCGGCGUGCAAAGAAUCAUCUCAGACUUCCGGAAGUUGCCAGAGAUGGACCAGAACAAGAAAAUGGUGGAUCAAGAAACCUUUCUCAGACAAAGAAUAGCCAAAGCCUCCGACAAUCUGAAGAAGCAGAGGAAAGACAAUAGGGAGAUGGAGAUGACUGAAGUCAUGUUCCAAUGUUUGGUCGGAAACAUGGGGAUGUUUAAUCUGAAUAUUAUGGAUCUUAAUGAUUUAGGUUAUAUGAUUGAUCAAUAUCUUAAAGAUGUUAGCCGCAGGAUCGAGAUUUUGGGGAGUUCUGGUGGUAUGGAGCUUGGUGAAUCCUCCAACGCUGCUGCAGCUUCUCCUUCUGAAACCGCUGGAACGUUGGCUAUUGUGCCGACAGCAACCGCUGCGAUUCAGCCUCAUCAUCAUCAUCAGCAGCAGCAGCAGUUUCGUCAUCAUGCAGCUCCACAUGUUGGACACUAUGAGCAGCCUCUGAAUCUGAAUCUGAGUCAUAACCAGAAUCAACAACAGUGGUUUACGGAGAUGAUGAUGAACCAUCCUGAGCAAAUGAAUUAUGCAGCUGAGCAAAUGGGCUUCCCGUUCAUGAAUGAUAACCGACACCACCACCAGCAGCAGCAGAUCCCUGGCGAAUCCUCCAGCACUCCGGCAACAAACGUUAGCGCAAGCAGUGCCAAUCCAGUUACCAGUUCGAAUCCUACCAAUAAUAUAUGGUUCCGUUAGGGGGUUUCGAGAAGUGGACGUUCUGCAUUCCGUUUAGACAAAACUAUCUUUCUCCACAAAGUGUUUCCUUUGUUAUUGUUAUCAUUGCAAUUUAUUUUCCUCAUGCUGCCAUUUUUUUUAAUUAUGAUUGUGCUGAUGUCAAAAAAAAAAUAUUAUGAUUGUGGUUUUACAUUUUGAGUUUAUUAUCAUGAUGAUUUGGAUUUUAA
Messenger RNA from Raphanus sativus (radish), 1156 nucleotides. RefSeq names its product agamous-like MADS-box protein AGL80. The transcript has a single exon. Gene Ontology annotation, molecular function: protein dimerization activity; DNA-binding transcription factor activity, RNA polymerase II-specific; RNA polymerase II cis-regulatory region sequence-specific DNA binding. The coding region runs from base 48 to 950 and encodes 300 amino acids. The record is from RefSeq and is a predicted model, not a curated record. NCBI's taxonomy places the organism in Eukaryota, Viridiplantae, Streptophyta, Magnoliopsida, Brassicales, Brassicaceae. Gene Ontology annotation, biological process: positive regulation of transcription by RNA polymerase II.